Molecule: messenger RNA, 1308 nt
Organism: Moneuplotes crassus
Lineage: Eukaryota; Ciliophora; Spirotrichea; Euplotida; Euplotidae
Source: the annotation of a GenBank genome assembly
AUGUCAUUAAGUUUUAUCCAGAAAGACAAAUCAGUUCAUUCAAAGACUUCCAAGAAGGUUACCAUUAACAUCUCUCAUAUAAGAAAAAUGAUUGUAAGCUGCAACUUCAGGAGACUAGGGUCGCCAACUGUCGCUGCCUUAAGACUAAAAUCAGGCAAGGCUUUAAAGAAGCUUAAGUUGCUCAAGGAAAAAAAUAAUCUUACGGCCAAGAGUAAACUCAGAAAGAACCAUUUCAAAUUCAACAAAAGGGCUAUAAAGAAUAUGCAUAAAGUGGAUCUAAGCAACUAUAAAAGUAGGAAAGCUGUCCUAAAGAAAACAAGAGCUAAAUGAAGAACUCUCUGCAAGGACGAACAAGUCAUUGACAAAUGAGCACUUAUACAUAGAAAAUUACUGGAGAAAAUAAACACGAAAAUGGAGUUAUCGAAGUACUGAAAUGGCAGAUUUUUCUCUCCCCAACGCUUGCAAAGGAAAAUAAUGAGUCCUGUGAAUAUGAACAGAGCAUUAAGAAGCCCAAAAGCCCAUAGGUUCGAUGAAACAGAGUAUCUCCCUGAACUCAGCAUCCAAAGCAUUUAAUAAUGUUUCACAUAAAAAGUGUUGACAAAUAUUCUGCUUAUUCUGAUGUUAUCUUAUCCACUAAUUAUUUUAACACUUUGCUUUUCUACUAAAAAUUUAAUAAAGUCGGUUUUCUUAAAUCACUCUCAUUUCUAUUAUUUCUGGGAAAUAUUAACAAGUUUAUUUUAGAAAAUUAACAAAACUCUUAAAUAAUUCCUAUUUUUAUUCCGUGACCAGUAAUUUUAAGAAAUAAGGGUGCUCCUACCUUUGGAGCAGAUAUAGUCUUGAAAUCUUAAAAAUAGGCUUAUUUUUAUAUAUACUUCUUGCUUUAGUUCAAUAAUGAGCCCUUAGAUUAGAAAAUCUUAUUGCUGCAUGACUUUGAAGAAAUUUUGAAAGGAUUUUUGUAACUUAAUAAAAUUUUAAGGAUCAUAAACCUCUUUUUGCUCAUCUUCAUAUUCAUAAAUUCUGUUGCUGGAAACAUUGUAUUUAUUUGUGAGAAACAAAACAUUUUCUGGGAAUUUAUUAGAGGGACUUUAUUGUUUAUCUCUAAUAAUCUCACUUCAACAGCAUGCUAAAGUUAAGAAAAGAGAGGUUGAACUCAGUCCAGCAUAUUUGGAAAUUGGAUAUUUAUAACUUUUGAAUAAUUUUGGCUAAUUUUUAUAUCAGAGCUAUAUCAGAAAAUCUGUAAAUGAAGCAUAAUCUGACUUUAUCAUUCCUUUUCUACUUAAAGCCUGAGCGCUGAAAUAUUUCAAGCUG